Messenger RNA from Populus nigra (black poplar), 2225 nucleotides. RefSeq names its product growth-regulating factor 1-like. Gene Ontology annotation, molecular function: ATP binding. The record is from RefSeq and is a predicted model, not a curated record. The coding region runs from base 166 to 1989 and encodes 607 amino acids. Gene Ontology annotation, cellular component: nucleus. Lineage: Eukaryota; Viridiplantae; Streptophyta; Magnoliopsida; Malpighiales; Salicaceae. The transcript has 4 exons. Gene Ontology annotation, biological process: regulation of DNA-templated transcription; DNA-templated transcription; developmental process.
CUUUUACAGAAAAAAUCAAGUCUUUCUCUUAAAAGUACAAAACCCAACCUUGAGAUGCACCCCUCCUUCUCUUUCCCUUCGUUUCAAGGCAUGAGAGCUUCUUCUUCCACUUUCACUUCCUUGCAAUGAACUAUUGCUUUAAUCCUACAGUCUUUGUAGAUUGCCAUGGACUUUGGGGUUCUUGGUUUGGAGGGUCUUGUGGGUCCUGAAACUAGUAGUGAAGCUCCUUCUCAUGUCUCACCUCCUGAGACCAAACCAAAGAUUCUUGGAUCUGUGUUAAGUAAGCGAGAAAGAUCAGCUUCGUCUGCUCAAGAUGAUUACUGGAGGACUUCAAAGAUGCCAAAAAAUGAUGAUUUUUCUGUCACCAAAACAAUGUCGUUGCACCAACCCACUUCUUUACUGAGAUCUAAUUAUAUGCUUUCUGAUGAUUCUCGCCAACAAGAGCACAUGAUGAGCUUCUCUUCUCCAAGACCAGAAACGACUCCAUAUCUAAGCAAAGAUGGUGGGUUAGUGGAGAGAAGCACACAAAACCACACUGCCUUAAGCUUUCGUUACCAUCAGAACACAGCGUCUUCUUAUAUUAGAAGUGCAGGUUAUGACACCGGAGGCUUGAAUGCAGGCAUGCACGGGCCUCUUACUGGGGUUAGAGGACCAUUUACUCCAUCUCAGUGGAUGGAGCUUGAACAUCAGGCCUUGAUCUACAAAUACAUCACUGCUCGUGUGCCUGUGCCUUCUAAUUUGAUCAUUCCUCUCAAGAAGUCUGUCUACCCUUAUAGCUUACCUGGCUCCUCUACUGGAUCCUUCCCUCACAAUUCAUUGGGAUGGAGCGCUUUCCAUCUUGGUUACCCUGGCAACAACACUGAUCCGGAGCCUGGAAGGUGUCGUCGGACUGAUGGGAAGAAAUGGCGGUGCUCAAGGGAUGCUGUAGCUGACCAAAAAUAUUGUGAAAGGCACAUAAACAGAGGCCGCCAUCGUUCAAGAAAGCCUGUGGAAGGCCAGACUGGCCAUGCUGCCACUGGGACUGCCAGUUCAAAGGUGGUGCCAAUGUCUAACUCGAUGUCAAAAUUGGCAAUAACCAGUGGUGGUGCCUCCAACAGCAUUGCGAUGACCACGCAACAACAGUUCAAAAUUUUGCAGCCGGCUGCUGCCAACACUUCUGCAGAUGCUGAUGUCAACAGAGCACAAGAUGCACAGAGCAUUUCUAUGAUGUCUUCCACCAUCAACCGGAAAUCUGAUGAGUCCUCUUUCUCUGUUCCUAAACAAGAUAUCUUAAUGGAGCAGUGCUCUCAAACAGAGUUUGGAUUUGUCUCCUCUGAUUCUCUCCUCAACCCAUCGCAGAAGAGCUCUUACAUUAACUCUAAGCCCUACGAGUCUUUUCUAAACUUUAAUGACGAAGAAAGCCAAGAUCAGCAUCCCCUUCGUCAAUUCAUCGAUGAGUGGCCGAAGGAUCAAUCUAAUUGUUCUGUCAUUAGCUGGCCAGAAGAGUUGAAAUCUGACUGGACCCAGCUCUCCAUGUCAAUCCCAAUGGCCUCAUCAGACUUCUCAUCAUCAUCAUCCUCACCCACACAAGAGAAACUUGCCCUCUCACCAAUGAGUUUAUCUUGCGAGUUUGACCCUGUACAAAUGGGUUUAAGGGUGAGCGUUGACCAUAAUGAAUCAAGCCAAAAGCAAACCAACGGGAUACCUAUCUCUUGGGGGACUUCAAUUGGUGGCCCUUUAGGAGAGGUCUUGACCACCAGCACUAGCCAUGCGGAUUCCUGCAAGAGCUCAUCAGCCCUUAGCCUUUUGAGAGAAGGUUGUGAUGGCAGCCCACAGUUGGGAUCUUCUCCGACGGGAGUCUUGCAGAAAUCAACUUUCUGUUCCCUUUCCAAUAGCAGUUCUGGGAGCAGCCCAAGAGCUGAGAGCAAGAAAAACAAUGACACUGCUAGUCUGUAUGACGAUGUGGGUGGUUCGAUAAUUGCAAGUUCAUCACCUAUUCCAUCCCUGUAAUCAAGCGAACUGUAAGGAUGAAACCUGUCAAGGAAAUGUGAGGAAGCUUGGAGUUUCUAUUUAUCUGAUAAAUUCCUGUAGGCCGUGUUCUCUUUGUUGCAUGUUCAUUUUUCUCAAUUUGGAAUUUUAGGCGUGGCUGAUUCCAAAUGAUAGGUAUUGGCCAUUCUUGCACCGAUGGAGAUCUUUAGUGAUCUUUAAUGUGUGAAUUGAAGUAAUUUUGUUUCUGCUUUGUUUGA